AUGGCAGAGCCAAGCACUCCCGAUGGAGAGCAAGCCACAAACGCCAUGGCGAAAAGAGUGCUACGCAAAAUCGACAGACGGUUAAUCCCGCUCUUAUUCACCACUUACAUGCUCAAUUUUAUGGACAAAGUUAUUUUGUCCAGCGCAGCUGUAUUCGGGAUGCGUGAUGAUACAGGACUAGUGGGCCAGCAGUACAGCUGGGUUUCAUCAAUAUUCUACUUUGGCUACCUAGGAUGGGUAUACCCAACAACCCUCCUGAUAGCCCGUCUACCAGCAGCAAAAUACAUGACAGCCAACACGCUAUUCUGGGGCGCAGUAGUAUCCCUCACAGCAGCAUGCACCAACUUUGGCGGUUUAAUCACAGUCCGCUUCCUGCUGGGAGUCGCCGAGGCAACAAUUACCCCUGCAUUCAUGUUCAUCACCUCGACAUGGUAUACACGCGAUGAGAUCCCAACCCGAACAGGACUGUGGUUCGCAGGCAACAGCGUCGGCGGAAUCCUCUCCAGCCUCCUCGCCUAUGGCCUCGGACACGUCAAUGACUCCGUUGGGCCCUGGCGAUGGAUGUUCAUCGUGCUGGGCCUGUUAACCUUCCUCUGGGGCUUUGCCUUGUGGGCCUUCCUCCCUGACUCGAUCUCCAAAGCCAAAUUUCUCACGGAAGAAGAACGCCAAUGCGCAAGUACCCGAGCCGUAGUGGCAGGUACAGGCGCCACAGAGAAAACAGACUGGCAAUGGGAUCAAUUCGUAGAAUGCCUACUGGACCCGAAAACAUGGCUAGUCUUCGGCUUGGCUUUGGUGACUCAAAUCCCCAACGGGGGAACGCAGAAUUUCUCCAAUCUGGUCAUUAAGUCGUUUGGCUUUACGAGUUUGCAGUCUACGCUGAUCAAUAUUCCCUAUUCGAUUGUCACUAUUGCCACUAUUACGGGGACGGGUUGGCUAGCGGGCCGAUUCCGUCAGCUCAAUUGCAUCCUGGUGGUUGCGGUUGUUAUUCCCUGUGUUGUUGGUAGUGCGAUUAUCUAUUCGCGCGCUCAUAUUGUUCUAGGCGUUCAGUUAUUUGGAUAUUUCCUGUUGUCGACGGGUCCUGCCGCUAUGCCGUUGGUAAUGUCGCUUGUGCAGGCUAAUUAUCGUGGUGUCACGAAGAAAAUGACUGUCACUGCUAUGUUAUUCCUUGCAUACUGUGCUGGGAAUAUCUCUGGCCCGCAGUUCUUCCUUACAGAAGAGGCGCCGAGUUAUAAUACUGCUUUCCGCGCGAUUAUGAUUUGUUAUGCUCUGGCUGUAGGUCUUGCACUGGCUCUGCGCUUUUAUUUGCAGUGGAUUAAUACUCGUCGGACACGUUUGGAGGGAUUUGAGGGAAGUGCUGGGAAUGCGGGUGCCGUUGGUGGAAAGGUGUUGGAUGGGGAUCAAGAUUCGAAGAAUGUUGCGGAAAUGGUGACGAGGGUUCAAGCUGUGUCCGAUGAUUAUGAGGAUAUUACGGAUUGGAAGACCCCCGGCUUUAGAUAUCGGUAUUAG
This is a messenger RNA of Penicillium nucicola, 1506 nucleotides long. RefSeq lists its product as uncharacterized. The coding region runs from base 1 to 1506 and encodes 501 amino acids. The record is from RefSeq and is a predicted model, not a curated record. Lineage: Eukaryota; Fungi; Ascomycota; Eurotiomycetes; Eurotiales; Aspergillaceae. The transcript has 3 exons. Gene Ontology annotation, cellular component: plasma membrane. Gene Ontology annotation, molecular function: allantoate transmembrane transporter activity; dipeptide transmembrane transporter activity. Gene Ontology annotation, biological process: tripeptide transport; dipeptide transport; transmembrane transport.